CUAGGGAAGUGAGGUCACGCAGUAUGGUGGCUGGGGGCCGGAGGGGCUGAGGAGCCGGUCGUGUCAGGAAUCCGUGUCCAUCUUGCUCGGAAGCUGCGGCGACGGUCUUGCCUGUCUCGCUAGUGUCGAGCGGCGAGACCAAAGCCGCGAUGGCAUCCGAAACCGCAGGACUGUGAGGCAUCAGAACGAGAGCCGGCAGGCCGGGCAGAGCAACAGAACCGGGUCGUGGACGACCCGAGCUGCCGCCAUGGAGCUGAGGGUUGGGAACCGGUACCGGCUGGGCCGGAAGAUCGGGAGCGGCUCUUUCGGGGAUAUCUACCUGGGAACUGAUAUUGCUGCCGGAGAGGAGGUUGCAAUAAAGUUGGAAUGCGUGAAAACCAAACAUCCUCAGCUCCACAUCGAGAGUAAAAUCUACAAAAUGAUGCAGGGUGGAGUGGGUAUUCCCACAAUUAAGUGGUGUGGAGCUGAAGGGGACUACAAUGUUAUGGUGAUGGAAUUGUUGGGACCGAGUCUUGAAGAUCUCUUCAAUUUUUGUUCAAGGAAAUUUAGUCUCAAGACAGUCCUGUUACUUGCUGACCAAAUGAUAAGUCGAAUUGAAUAUAUUCACUCUAAGAACUUCAUCCACCGAGAUGUGAAACCAGAUAACUUCUUAAUGGGCCUGGGGAAAAAAGGCAAUCUUGUCUACAUAAUAGACUUUGGACUAGCAAAGAAGUAUCGAGAUGCUCGAACUCACCAACAUAUUCCAUAUCGUGAAAAUAAAAACUUAACAGGAACUGCCCGUUAUGCAUCCAUCAACACUCAUCUUGGAAUUGAGCAAUCUCGCAGAGAUGACUUGGAGUCCUUGGGCUAUGUACUGAUGUAUUUUAACCUGGGCUCCCUCCCCUGGCAGGGACUGAAAGCAGCAACAAAGAGGCAGAAAUAUGAACGUAUCAGUGAAAAGAAAAUGUCUACACCCAUUGAGGUUUUGUGUAAAGGAUAUCCUUCUGAAUUUGCCACAUACUUGAAUUUCUGCCGUUCUUUGCGUUUUGAUGACAAGCCGGACUAUUCCUAUCUAAGGCAAUUAUUCAGAAACCUUUUUCAUCGGCAAGGAUUCUCCUAUGACUAUGUAUUUGACUGGAACAUGCUGAAAUUUGGUGCAAGCAGAGCAGCUGAAGAUGCUGAACGUGAAAGGCGGGAACGAGAGGAAAGAUUAAGACAUACACGAAAUCCAGCUGUACGUGGAUUACCCUCCACUGCUUCUGGCAGGUUAAGAGGAACGCAAGAUGUAGCUCCUCCUACUCCACUUACCCCAACUUCACAUGCUGCCAACACCUCUCCUCGCCCAGUAUCUGGUAUGGAACGAGAAAGGAAAGUGAGUAUGAGACUGCAUCGUGGUGCCCCAGUCAAUAUCUCCUCAUCUGAUUUAACAGGCCGACAAGACACCUCUCGCAUGUCAACUUCGCAGAUGAUGUUCAUUCAUGUAAAUACUUGACAUUUAGCCUGAAUGAUGUGGGUGUAAAGAAGUUUUUAUUUUUACCUUGACAGCAAUGAGAGGAUGCAAAAUUCUAGAGAUUCCUGCUCGGGUUACUACCAGUGUUCUCCAGUCUGCUGUGCACCGAUGAAAAUUAUUUUGCCAUGGAGGGCAGAUAAUGCAUGGCUGAUCUCCCAUGUUACCAAUGGCUUUACUAGCAAAUAUACCCUAAACUAGAGCGGAAAUUGGAGUUCUCCAAGUGACCUAAAAGGCUCUUGGAGGAACAUGCAGAGACUCCAGCAGCUGCCAUUACAGGACGCUUUUGCCAGAAACCCAAUGACCUUAAGAGAACCCUGUGGUAACAGGACUGGAAAAGAAAGAUGGUUUACAGAGUUCACCGCCUAUUACUGGAUGGCCAUUUCAGUUUUCCCUCCACAGGCGGCAGACUUUACUCCCUUUUUAUUAUUCUACUGUAACUAUAAAUCUUUUACUUGGUUUAAGAAAGUUUUUUGUAUCAUUUUGCUAAAAUUAUUGGCUUACUUCUCUGUAAAGAACUCUUGCUUUUGUCUGAUUUAAAAAUGUAGAGUAUAAACAAUCCUGAACUAAAGGUAAAGACUUGAAAUUUCUUGUUUAAAAGAUUAGUCUGCCAGGGAACAUGUAAAUGAAUCAAAACCAUCUACUGCUAUUUAAAUUGUUUACUUUCAUGUAUUGUCCCAUUCUGAGUCGGUUUUUUCUUGAAGUUUUUAAAACUGUUAGAAGUUUAUUUUGCUGUUUGCUGUCUUCAUUCACACUGGACAUUUAACUUUCUGUGUAGCACAAAUGAAUUUUUUAAUACUCAUUGUGUUUCAUAGAAGAGGAUAACUAAAUACCCUGCAGGAGAGUCUUAAGUAUAGUAGAGAUUGUAAUGAUGAAUUUCUUUUUUGUAAAGAACAUUAAGAACAAAGUGAAAGACUGACGUUUGAGGGAUUUAGAAUUAGAAAGUUUGUUUGUCUCUCUGCUUAGUUUGGGUGAAUGGAUACUUUGAAACAUUGCUUUUACUCAGAAAAUUUUGUUUCUCUGAGGCUGGUUAGCUUGGAGACUAUUACAAGUGCAAAAUAGACAUUGCUGCUGAAUCUUCAAUGAAUUUGCAUGUUUCAUUCAGUAUCCACAUGUUUAUAAAUAAAUACAUUUAUUUAGGCCUUCUGUUACAUGCCGAGACUCAAAAAAGAAUUCUUAUCCAAAAAACCCCUCCAAAAAAACCCAAAAAAACCCUAAACACCCCCACAAACACAGUAACCUAUUCUUGCCAUAAAAUUCUGAUAAUAUUUACAAUUCAGAUGCAUAUAAUAUUUAAUUCUUAAGUAUAUUGAACCUGAGAAUGCCCAGAGUAAUUAUCUAGGCAUGAAUGACUCAACAUGCUCAGGUUGUUGCAGGUGUUGUUGGCUCCUGUUGGUUAUGAAAUAUGGGAAAUUCUUCAUACUGUCUGUUUCUAUAAAUGGUCUCGUAAAACUAUGUGUUCUGUCGUUACGGUACUUGGAACAGUACCAGAACUCUUACGACUGAAAUUAUGGGAAGUUCUGUGCUGGAAAGUAUGUGCAGAGAUUUUUGUUUGAACAGUUAGGUAUUUUGAGAAAUUGAGACAAUUUUUAAAGGUAUUUUGGUCUUCAGAUUUUAUGGAAAGUACUUCUUAUUUUUUGGGUGUUUACAAAUUCUUUUUUGUCCCUCUCAAAAGUCCACGUACCAAGUAUUAUUCUUCUUCUUCGGAUGCUUUCAUAACAUUAGCUAUUUGCUUGUGUGUACUCUGGGUCAGACUGGGGGAAAUGUGUGUUUGGGGAGAGUAUAGUGGAAAAGCUCGAGAAUUUGAUCGAUUGGUAAGUUUGCAUAAGAGAAUUAUUUCCUCAGUUACUAUAAACUUUGGUAUUUUAGGCAUGUGCACUACCAUUUGAGCAGUUUUACACUUCACUGUGCUUUCCUUGUAAAUAUCUGUGGUUAAUAGUGUAAUGUUUGAGGGACUUAAAAAAGCAGCCUCUUUAUUUCCUAUGUAUCUGGACCAUUAGAUUGCUGUACUAUACUUAAAAGUUGACUGCAGACUUCUAGAAUUGUACUCACUUGUGGGCAGUUUUUGUCCUCACAAUAGUUAAAUUCCAUCAUGCAGAAAAUAGUUACAGUGUCUAUAUAAACCUGUGUAUAAACCAGUAUCUCAAAGCACUUCAUUUGUACUACCACUGUAUUUGUGUACUUUAACAGUUGUGUAAAUACAUUCAUAAUAACUUC
This is a messenger RNA of Vidua chalybeata, 3703 nucleotides long. It is a transcript of the gene CSNK1D, whose product is annotated as casein kinase 1 delta. The transcript has 10 exons. NCBI's taxonomy places the organism in Eukaryota, Metazoa, Chordata, Aves, Passeriformes, Viduidae. Gene Ontology annotation, biological process: positive regulation of canonical Wnt signaling pathway; regulation of circadian rhythm; peptidyl-serine phosphorylation. The record is from RefSeq and is a predicted model, not a curated record. Gene Ontology annotation, cellular component: spindle microtubule; cytoplasm; nucleus. Gene Ontology annotation, molecular function: protein serine/threonine kinase activity; ATP binding. The coding region runs from base 248 to 1471 and encodes 407 amino acids.